AUGCCAAGCCAAAGAGGGACGUGGGACCCAAACCAUAUCUUCACCAGUGUCAAAGAUGAAACAAAACCCCCUGGGAUGAAAGAGCUAAGUUCCAAGAACAACAAAUAUAGAGGCGGGGUGCUACUCCAUCUAACACACAAGUUUUCCUAUAGAAGAGAACCAACCAGGGCCUCUGAUGAGCGAAACGACACCCCAAAUGAUAGUGUAAAAAACAAGAUUGCAGGCGUGCAUAAAAGCGCAGGUGGUAUUCUCACCCGUCCAAGAAUAGGCGCUUCCCAUGGUCGCAGCUUGCGUUGGGUCCAAAAGAAGGGUAAGUGCAAGUGGCUGUAG
Molecule: messenger RNA, 330 nt
Organism: Lactuca saligna
Lineage: Eukaryota; Viridiplantae; Streptophyta; Magnoliopsida; Asterales; Asteraceae
Source: the annotation of a GenBank genome assembly